Molecule: messenger RNA, 2055 nt
Organism: Closterium sp. Naga37s-1
Lineage: Eukaryota; Viridiplantae; Streptophyta; Zygnematophyceae; Desmidiales; Closteriaceae
Source: the annotation of a GenBank genome assembly
AUGCGGGAAGUGGUGACUCUUCAGUUCGGCAGCUACGCCAACUUCGUCGGCGCUCACUUCUGGAACCUGCAGGAUGAGGCGAUGGGGCGGCAGGGCGAGGGGGGCGCGGAGCAGAAUGGAGCAGGCGUAGAGGAGAGCGUGGUGAUGCAGUGGCGCGAGACGCCAGGGCCUGCCUCCACGCCAUACUGCACGCCUCGCCUGCUCGCCAUUGACUAUAAAGGCUGCCUUGGCCCCGUCUCCCUCGCCUCGCCUCUCGAUGGCCACGGGGGCAUCGCCACUGCACCGUCUGCCAUGCCUACCUGGUCUGGCCCCUCCCAUGUCUCGUCGGCCGCGCCUCUCCCCCUCAACCCCUUCCUGCGCCGCCUGCUGCACCCACCCGCACCCGCCGCUCACACAGCCUCUUCCGCACCUGCUUCCCAGGCCAGGGGAGAGGAACGGCACGAGGCCGCAGGCAGGCACGGUGGGGGGGAGCCGCGAGAGGAGGCAGAGGGGGGGGCGGAAGGGGGGGAAGAGGAGGAGGCGGAGGUGGCGCGGGGGUUGGAGGGCGGCGUGGGGUACUGGACGGAGUACCUCAAAGCGCACGUGCGCCCCGCCAGUGUGCUGCAGCUGCCGGGCGGGUGGUGGCAGGGCGCGCUCUCCCCCCUGGACGCGGGGGGGUAUGGCGACUGGCGCGAGGUGGGGGGCGGGCGGGAGGGAGAGGAGGAGGUGGAGGAGGGGGUGAGGCGGGUGGUGGAGGAGUGUGAUGCGCUGCAGGGCUUCUCCCUGCUGCUGCACGCCGCCUCGCCCUUUGCCUCCCUCGCCACGCGCACGGCACUGCACCUGGCCGCGGAGUUCCCAAGGGCGCCCAAGCUCCUCUUCUCCCUGCGCCCCCCUGACGCCCUCCUCCCGCCCGCCACCCUCGCCCCCGGCCCCCAUGCCCUGCCUGGCACGCCCUCGCUGCACGACCUCUCGUCUGCCGUCUCCCUCGCCUCGCUGCUGCCCCUCACCUCCCUCAUUCUGCCGCUCGGCCUGCCCUUCCUCUCCGCUGUGCUGCCCCACGUGCAUCCCAGCGACACCGCUCUCUUCCACUCCUCUGCUCUCCUCGCCACCGCCAUUGACGCCCUCUCCUCGCCCUUCCGCCUCGCCCCGCGCGCCCCCGCCUGCGCCUCCUCCCCCGUGGGCGCCGUGUCCCUGAGGGACUACUGCGCCCUGCUCUCCCUCUCCUCGCCACAUGGCGCCCUCGCAUUCGCCUCCUUGGCCCUGCCAGCUCAGCCGCUGCACGAGGCAGGGGAGCAGGAGGCGGCGAGUGGAAGCUCGCCAUGUGGCAUGGCGGUGCUGACGUCAGACGUGUGCAGCAGCGGAGAGGGGCGAGGAGGGAGGGGAGGAGGCAGUAGGGGAGGGCAGCGAGGCGAGGGGAUGGGGCAGCAGCAGGAGGGGGAGGAGGUGGAGGAUUUGGAAGCAGGCAUUCGUGCACAGGUGGUGGUGGCACGUGGUGCAGUGGGGCAGCAAGCUACAGGUGCAGAGGGCCACACCAGCACUGUCCUCACACCGCUGCCACCAGCCACAGCAGCAGCAGCCAUCCACCGGGCCCUCCUCGCCGCCCGCCCUCGCCUCGCCCCGCCCUGCAUCGCCCACAUUGCCGCCUCCCAGCAGCCCCUCGCCAUCCCCCUGCCCUUCCCCCGCUUCUUCUCUGCUGACGUCAGCAAAUACGGCCUCAUCCUUCCGCCCUCCCGGCACCGUGCCAGCCGUGUUGCUUCCCUGGCAGGCGGAGCAGCAGCAGCAGCAGUGGCGGGUGGAGUGGGAGGGGGGUCGGGAGGCGGGAGUGGGGUGGGAAUGGGACCGGAUGUGGAGUGGGCGCCAGUGGUGGCACGGGCAGCAGCAGGGAGGGGUGGGGCGCGGCACGGGGAGGUGCUUGCCGGUGCGCUGGAGUGGGUGGGGGGGGCACGGGGAGGGGCGGGCAGGCAGGUGGUGGCGGCGUGGGGGGUGGAGGGCGAGGACGUGCAUGAGAUGCGCGAGCGCGUGAUGGAUGUGUGUGGUAAGCUGAGAGGGGAGAGCUGUGAGGAUGACAGUGACUGA